UUCUGGCAUCUGGAAGGGAAAGGACUAUUAUCGCGGAGAGAGAAGUUCCAUCGGGGCCAAGUCGAAACGGCCAAACUAACUGGAUCCCUGGGCCUGGUGGUGAUCUCGUGCAAAGCAGGAAGAAACGUUUUGUCGAUCGAUGGGAAGGGUAUGGGAAGGGUGUAGAAUCGAUUCGAGCGAGAGGCUAUGUCCUUGGAAACUGCGUGUGAUCGUAGCCGAGUGCUUCAGGGGUUUGGCUCGCUGAGAAUCCGGUUGAAUUUGGACGAGCACGAUGCCGGAGACGAGAGGGAACUCGAGGAUGAUUGUCGUUGCCGUUGUCUAUCUCAGUCUCUUUUUGGACAAUGUUUUGCUCACGGUUGUUGUGCCGAUUAUUCCCGACUAUCUCUGCACGCUGGACGGAAACUCGACGACAAACAGUGAAAACGACGAGAACGGCCGAGUAGGAUUAUUGUUAAGCUCAAAGGCACUUGUGCAAUUAAUACUAAAUCCAGCAGUGGGCAUUUUUACCGGUACUUUAGGAUACACCAAGCCGCUGUUCCUCGGCAAUCUAAGUCUCUUACUGGCAGCGAUGCUGUUCGCGUUUGGCCAAACUUACGAAGUGCUGUUCCUGGCUCGAAGCAUCCAGGGCAUCUCCUCCGCGUGCAUCGGCGUUUCCGGGAUGUCGUUGGUCGCCUCGCAGUACCCGGAAGAGGACAAAAGGUCGAAGAUCAUGGGCUUCGUUCUCGGUAGCAUAGCGCUGGGCGUUCUCGUUGGGUAUCCGAUUGGCUCUGUCCUCUACGACCUCGAGGGGAAAAUGGCACCUUUCUUGUUGGUCUCUUGUUUCAUCGUCGUCACCAUUUGUUUGCAGAUUUUUACACUGGAUGUCGAAAUGAAUACCGAGUCCAGCGAUCGAAACACGUCUUGGACGCACCUGCUCUCCGACCCGUACAUACUAAUCAUCUUUGGAGCUAUAUGGUGCUCGACGUCACCGAUGGCUAUCUUAGAACCCUGCUUACCGAUCUGGCUACGAACUCACAUAAAACCCAAGAAAUGGCAGCUGGGAACAGUGUUCAUACCAGACAGCGUGGGCUAUCUGGUUGGGACCAAUUUCUUCGGCAUGAUAGCCUAUCGCUACGGGCGAAGUAAAAUUGCUGUACUGGCGAUGCUGUUGGUUGGGAUAAGUGCCAUUCUGUUACCAUCGUCCCAGACAAUGUCGCAACUGAUAGUUCCACAUUUAGGAAUGGGCUUAGGCAUUGGGGUAGCGGAUGCUGCUCUAGUGCCAUUGUUAGCCAGCUUGGUAGACCAAAAUGGCAAUUACGGUCCCGUUUACUCGAUUCAACAAGUGGCUGUUAGCCUGGCCUAUUCUCUCGGUCCGAUCGCGGGAGGAGAAAUGGUAAAGACGAUCGGCUUCCAAUGGGUUAUGCGAAUUAUCGGCUUAAUGAACGUCGGCUACUGUCCGUUCCUGAUAUACCUCAGCUUGGAGAGGAGGAAAUUAUUAACUCAGCAGGAUGAGAAGAGAGAUUACGAGACCUUUCAGAAAUCAGUGACGAGAUACGAGCGCUUUCGGGACUCUGACGACGAUCUCUGAUACCUCUGAACGAGUGUCAAUCAAUUACCAAGAUUAACUUCUAUUUUAUAUAAUUCCACGAGGACGGAUAGUCGUAGUAGUAUCUGGUUUUUCUCAAAGUAAUCCAACUUUAAUCCAACGGUACUUUAUAGGGAAUGAUGCAACUUCAUUACGUUAUCUCCAUAAAUAAAUGCCAAACGUUGAACACUUCCUGCAAUUUUCUGUAUUUUCUGCAUUUAUCAGUACA
This is a messenger RNA of Frieseomelitta varia, 1793 nucleotides long. RefSeq names its product synaptic vesicular amine transporter. The transcript has 7 exons. The record is from RefSeq and is a predicted model, not a curated record. Bases 272 to 1567 code for a protein of 431 amino acids. Lineage: Eukaryota; Metazoa; Arthropoda; Insecta; Hymenoptera; Apidae. Gene Ontology annotation, biological process: aminergic neurotransmitter loading into synaptic vesicle; transmembrane transport. Gene Ontology annotation, molecular function: serotonin:sodium:chloride symporter activity. Gene Ontology annotation, cellular component: synaptic vesicle membrane; terminal bouton.